AUGGGCCACAAAGACAAGGACGCCAAGCUUGUCUCCAAUCACGAAAGCCCGCGCGACAAGCCGCACCACGAGCACAAGAGCAAGCGGAAGCACAAGUCCGACAAGGAUUCGGGCAAAGCAAAGCGGCGCCGCAAGGACGAUGAACAUGUCCACAUCGUCGACGAUGACCCGAAUGACGACGACAUGUGGGUAGAGAAGAACAUUGAUAUGGAGGGAGAGGAGCCGCUGGCUACCACGAUCCCUACAGCGGAGAGCAUGAAGCUGACAUCGCGCGCUUUUGUUGAGCCCUCCGAUCCACCGUUACCUCCGUCGCUAAAGACGGAGAGCAGCCUGAAGAGAGACGAGUGGAUGCUCAUGCCGCCUUCUGCACCGACAAUACCGAAGGAGAGACCUAGCUCUCGAAUGAGCAUGCCGACAGGAGAUGAGUCACUUACAGAGGAUUAUGGGGAGCCGUCGCAGAAUGCACGCAAUACCAGUGGGGGCGUGGACUUCUUCUCUAGCCUUGGUACCGAUAUUCGGAAAAAGAAGCCUGAGCCUGAUCGUCCAGAUCCUGACAAGCCCAAGAUUAGCAAUAAGGAGCUGAAUACGACGCUCAAGGAAGGGGGGAGCUUGGGCGAUAUACCUGCAACUGCACCGAAGGCGUUUGUUCCAGGUGGUCCGGGUUCGCAAUGGCGGAUGAUGAAGUUGAAACGCGUCUAUGAGCGUGCAGAGGAGGAAGGGAAGUCCGUUGAGGAGGUCGCCCUGGACCGUUUCGAGUCGCUGGAAGCCUUCCUGGAAGCGAAGGAAGAGAGGAGGAUUCUUGACGAGCGUUCGGGCAGGCGUGCGAGCAGAAAUACUGAUAGCAAGGGGAAGAGCAGGGAGACGGAAGGCGAGAGGCGAUUCAUGUUCACAGACAUCAGUGGCAGCGGUGCGUCGAGCCGUAGUUCAUCGUUCCGCCGUCCGGACGUCGGAAACAGCAUCCCCUCUACCCCUACUCUUUCUGGUCAAGGACCUGGCGCAGCGAGCAGACGCUUUGAUUCGUUGCGCUUACCUUCGCAGGGUGGGACACCUCGAGCCCAGUCACACACACCUAUCCCAUCUGUCAUGACUUCAUCGGCCUCCAUACCUGGCAUGAAGCGCGCCUUGUCUCCGUCUUCUCUGAACAAGCUGCAAGCGAAGGUCCUUCGCGCAAAGUUGGUGGGUGCGUCAGAUGCCGAGGCACUGGAGAAACAAUAUGAGCAAGAAGUGCGUAAGGCACAUGGGGAGGGAGAGGAUGGGGUGAGAACAAGAGUGGAACUACUCCCGACACUGGAUGCCCGUGGUCGACUGUACGACGUAGGGCUAGGUAAGGAGGAUUCGCCACUACCGCCAGGCAAUCGCAAAAAGAAAGAGAUAGUAGAGACUCGUGACCCUAAGACAGGAGAUGUCAUCCGCAUCAAUGCAGAUGACGACUCCAUCACACUGGGCGAGAUGCUUCGUCAAGAAAGGUUUGGCGCAGGCAUGGCGGAUCAGAAGAACCUUGACACCGAGUUCGCUCGUGCUAUCAUGUCGGACGGGAAGUACGAAAAUGAUCUGGAUUAUAUCGACGACAAUGCGGAGCGACUUGGUAGGAAGAAAAUGCGGUCUGAUGCCAUGAAGCGACAGUUUGCUAUCAACGACUACAAGCGGACGCAGAAGGUGCUCGCCACCUGUCCGUUUUGCUUUGGCGAGGACGACUCGCUGCCAAAGGCUCCCGUUGUCGCCAUGGGCACUCGGGUGUACCUCUCCUGUACGCAAUACGAGGAACUGGUCCAAGGACACUGUCUCAUUGUCCCCAUUCAACAUCAUCUGACGAUGUUGGAGGGUGAUGAUGAUGUGUGGGACGAAGUCCGGAAUUUCAUGAAGUGUUUGAUGCGGAUGUUUGCGGAAGAUGACAAGGGCGUAGUAUUCUACGAGACUGUACUUUCUCUGAAAGGGCAGAAACACUCCUUCAUUGAGUGUGUCCCGCUACCAUGGGCGCAAUUUGAGCAACUUCCCGGCUAUUUCAAGGAAUCAAUCCUCAUGUCUGAGACUGAGUGGUCGCAGCACAAGAAGUUGAUCGAUUUCUCUGCUAGGCCUGGAGGCUUCCGCAGAGCCAUGGUAGCCAACCUCCCCUAUUUCAUGGUUCAGUUUGACCACAAAGGUGAGAAGGGUUACGGGCAUGUCAUCGAAGGCACAUCGGAGGCAGCAGGGACCGGUGAUGAUCCCGAAGCAGAUAUUGAUGAGGGUGAGAAGGGUGGGGGCGAAUUCCCUCGUUAUUUCGCUGGAGAGAUCAUUGGCAACAUUUUGGAACUGGAGCCUAGACAAUGGCGCCACCCUAGGCGCAUCGACUUCCGCCAAAACAAGGCGCGGGUACAGAAGUUCAAGCAGAAGUAUGAAAGAUUCGACUGGACUGGGAUGAUUGGAAGAUCGUAG
Sparassis crispa is the source of this 2412-nucleotide messenger RNA. Its product is annotated as Pre-mRNA-splicing factor cwf19. The record is from RefSeq and is a predicted model, not a curated record. The coding region runs from base 1 to 2412 and encodes 803 amino acids. Gene Ontology annotation, biological process: mRNA splicing, via spliceosome. The transcript has 9 exons. Lineage: Eukaryota; Fungi; Basidiomycota; Agaricomycetes; Polyporales; Sparassidaceae. Gene Ontology annotation, cellular component: post-mRNA release spliceosomal complex.